AUAAUAGUGUUGGUGCUGCUGCAGUCUAUCUAUCAUGGACGAGUCUUGUUCUGUUCAUGAGGAAGUUUCCUAAGCUUGGUAUAUAUGUCGUAAUGUUUACUCAUAUUUUCAAGACGUUCGCACGGUUUUUUCUGGUAUUUUUUCUAUUCAUCGUUGGGUUUGGUCUUGGGUUUCAUAUUCUUAUAUAUAAUCAGCAUCCAUUCUCGACGCCUGGUCGUUCUAUGCUAAAGAUCACGAUGGGCAUGCUGGGAGARUUUGAAUACGAUACAGUAUACAACGAGAAUGAGGUGCCGGCCGUUGCCUGGGCUCUCUACGUCUGCUUCCUUGUGAUUAACUGUAUUAUUCUCAUGAACCUACUGGUCGGUCUUGCUGUUGAUGAUAUCAAAGGUGUACAAGAAAAAGCCGCUCUACGUAGACUUGCUAUGCAGGUUGAUUUAGUGCUUGAUGUCGAGAAAGCCCUUCCAGCGAUUCUGCGUCGUCGGUUUGCUACUCAGAGAGAAGUUGUUUAUCCUAAUAAAAUGAAGUACUGUAGUAUCUGGUCAUUCUGGAAUACCAGGACAACUAGUCCAGCAAGAACGAUAAAUGAAGCCAUGAACCCAGAAAAGACGCCCAUUGAAAAGCUUCAACGACAACAAGACAACUUGAAAGACGAGGUGACACAUUUGAAUCUKAAAUUAAAAUCAGUUCUUCAACAUACUACUCAACUUGARAUCAUGAUGAAAGCCAUGAUGAAACACCAUGGAGUGUCGGUUGAGGACGAACAGAAGGGAGAAGACGACGAGUAACUCUUCGUGACUCCGAAUGAAUUCCGAUCCGUGCCGACUUCAGUCCGAAAGAAUCACGACUGAAUAUAGAUUUAAACUUAUUGAGCGAGAUCAAAAACCUUGGGAUACUGAAUUAACGGCAGCUAAAACACGAUCAAACUCGACUAAAGUACGAUGGAAUCCGACUUUUUUCCGAUCACUGCCGACCUAAACACGAUUCGACUCGGGUACCUGUCGAUUUGAAGACCAAAUUAUGAUGACAAAGAAUCUUCACAAAUAUUGACAAACUCCAAUUACACACCUGACCCGAAACUGAAAUAAUGCAUAAAAAAUCCAACUUUACAAAUAUUUAUUUCUGUAAUUUAUUAGAGCAGAUUUCGUAUGAGUGGGAAACGGACGGUACUGUACUGUGACCGUAAUCGUACUGUAACCAAAUUCUAGUGCCCCAUUGGUUCACCAAAAAUGUGAAGGCCAGGUCCGGUAACCGUGCGGUAACCGUGCGGUAACGGUGACCCACUCAUACGAAAUCCGCUCUAUCAAGUGUCGAACAUUUGAAUGUGCAUAAAAAGACAAAAUUCACAAAGUAUAAAACUUACAUAUUUAUUGCU
Exaiptasia diaphana is the source of this 1372-nucleotide messenger RNA. Its product is annotated as transient receptor potential cation channel subfamily A member 1 homolog. The record is from RefSeq and is a predicted model, not a curated record. NCBI's taxonomy places the organism in Eukaryota, Metazoa, Cnidaria, Anthozoa, Actiniaria, Aiptasiidae. Gene Ontology annotation, cellular component: membrane. The transcript is spliced from 5 exons. Gene Ontology annotation, molecular function: monoatomic ion channel activity. Gene Ontology annotation, biological process: monoatomic ion transport; transmembrane transport. The coding region runs from base 57 to 785 and encodes 242 amino acids.